CCGAUUUAAAAAAAAAAAAAAAAAAUAUUUGAAAGCUUAUAUAUAUAUAUAUUUUUUUUAUAUUUUAAAAAAAUAAUGAAAGGACAAUACAAAAUUGGAUUAGCAAGAAUACUGUUACUUCUAUUAUUAGUAUUACAUAAAAUAUCCGCAGUAACCACACAAUCCUUAACUAUCAACACACCAAAUUAUUUUCAAUUAAUUUCACAAACGAGUUAUCGUGACGGUACAUUAUUAUUAAGAUUAUCAUAUCCAUCUUCUCUUUCUUCUUCACCAACGACGACGACAACGACGACGACGACGACGACGACAACAAAUUGUAAUGAACCAAAAUUAUUUUUAAAAUUGAUUCUUUCGGAUGGAUCAGUUAAAGAUUUAAACAUUGACGUCCCUCAAAUUCCUUUAGAAAAUUUUUGUAAUGAUAAUUCCAUAUCAAGUUCAUCAACGAUUGAUUUUGUAAAAAUUCACCCAAUAUCUUCCGGUUAUAUAUUUGUUACAUAUUAUUGUGAUUUUUCGAAUUUUAAUUUAUGUGGAAUGGUAAUUAAUUGGAAUGGUAACAUCUUAAAUAAUAAUUCUCUAGGAGAUUCUUGUACUGACGUUAAUGUCGUACAAAGCGCCAACACAGGUUUCUUGUGGUUAUGUUACAUACAAGAAUCAAAUCAAUUGAAAUGGCGAAAAUUAAGCGCUCCUGACUCAUCAGGAUCAUUCAAUUCAUUAUCAUCUGGAACAAUUAAUAAUAUAAAUAAUUUUACUUCAACUUUUACUCAAAUUUUUGCGACAGAAAAUGGAGGAUAUGGAAUUUCUACAAUACGAUUUCAAGAUAUACAAAUGAAAAUUUACGUUUUAUUCAUCCCUUCUGAACCUUUAGAAGAUGAUAUUAAAGGACCAUUUCAAAUUUAUUCACAAAUUUCAAAUAAUAUACAACAAUUAAAUAUAUUUAAAUGUAAUAUAGCUUAUAAUUCUUUUGGUUAUAAUUGUGUGAUAUAUUAUAUUGGAAUGGAUGGUCAAACUAAUAUUAUAGAUGUAGAAUUUUUUUCUUCUGGUUCAGUAUCAAGUACGACAAGAUUAGUCAUGAAUAAUGAAUUAAUAACUGGAACAAUAAUUUGGAAUAUAUUACAAUUACAUUAUGGUGGAUUAUGUAUAUUAACAGAAAAUAAUUUAAAUAAGAAUAUUAAUGGUAUAAUAUAUAAUGAUAAAGGUAUAUAUAAUACUACUUGGGAUAUAUCAACAAAUAAUCCAUCAUUAAAUUUAACGAAAAAUGUUGGAAUAUUUCCUAAUAAUACUAUUUGGAUUAUGUCAAAAUCAACAACAUCAACAACAAAUUUAAAUAAUAAUAAUAAUGAAAGUUGGACAUUUAUUACUUCUUCAUCAUUAUUAUCAGAUCUUGGUAAACCUGGUAUUUAUGAUAAUGCUUAUAUAGAUUCAACUAUACCAUCAAUUAAUUCAAUAAUACCUUUAAUGUCAACUAAAAAAUUAAAAAUUAAGUUUAAAAAUUUUAUACAAUUAUCAAAUGGGAAUUUAUCUAUAAUUGAUCUUAAUAAUAAUAUUAUUAGACAAAAUGUUAAUAAAAAUAAUGGAAAUUUUAUUAAUUUAAUUGAUAAUAAUACGGUGGAAGUUGAUAUAUUUGAAACAACUUUUAAUAGAAAGGAUACGUCAUAUUAUGUAUUAGUUGAUAAUGGUUUCGUUAAAGAUGCAAGAGUUGAUCAAGAAUUAUUAGGUAUUAAAAAAGGAAUUUGGAAUCUUUCUACUGAUAAUAAUUCGGAAGAUAAAUCUUAUUUGGCUGAAUCAUUUUUAGGUUCAACAAGUGCAAUAUUAAGAUUGACACCAGCAGGAUCCUCAUAUUACACUUCUUUAUCACAAAAUGAAAAAGAUCAAUUUUCCAAAGAUCUUGUUUCAAAUUUAUCACUCAUAAUUCCAUGUAAUGUAGCUUAUUUAUCAAUCAAAAGUCGUUAUCAAUUUGACAAAGAUUCAGCCUCCCAAGUAUUACUUCGAAUAUCUAUUAAAAAAGAAGGAAGGAAUGAAGUGGACGUUGAUAAUAUUAGUUCAUCACAAAUUGUUAAAGAUUUAGAUUUGUUAAUUAAAAAUAAAGAUUAUAAUGCUAUGUCGACAACAAGUACAACAUCUUUACUUGACGCGUCUUACGGUGCAAAAUCUUUACUGGAUUUAUGGAUUAGGUACGGAUAUAUAUUAAUAGGAGCGGGUAUUGGAUUUGUGAUAUUAACGAUACUAUAUUUCUUUGCACGUAAAAGUAACAAUAAGGGAAAUAAUGAAGUAAUAUUCACGUUUACAUUUAUUAUGUUAGAUUUCGUGUUAGAUAUUUUAUUCGUAUCAAUUCAUGGACGUGAUUUAUCAUGGUUAUAUAUAACAAGUAUCCUAUUGUUAACGAUACCAAUAGCAUUAAAUUUAAUGUUUACUUAUAUAAUAAUAAGUAAAGAAAUUAAGGAUAAUAAUAAAUUUGCAAAAUGGUGGAUAAAUAAUUCGAAAACAGCCUUAUUAUUCACUUUACUUGCUGGUACCGAUUUAGAAUCAUUAAAUUGCUUGACAUCAAAAAGUUUUAAUUCAAUGAAUUUAAGUGCUCCUUUAACUGAAAAGACGAUAUAUCAAAUAUUCAUCAUAAAUAUUGUUACUAUUCUCAUUGAAGAUCUUUCUCAAUUAAUAGUCCUAAUUAUUUAUCAAGUGUAUACGAUAUUUCCAGAUAUAAUACCUAUAUUAACAUUAUCUUCAUGUAUAUUAGUAUUAUUAACAAAAUCAAUUUUUUCAAUAAUUUAUUAUCAAAAAUAUCGUAAAUCAAAUACUCCGAAAAAACCAUACGGGAUAAAAUCUGAUCGUUCAGUAGUAACGACUCGUGAAAGUAAAAUACAUGAUAAAGAUAAUUAUUCUUAUCCAGAUUCAUCACCAAUACUUACUCCUAUACCUGAAGAUUUUCUUAGGAAAAAACCUAAAAGAAGUUUCUUUGGUAGUGGGCAAUAUACUGUUGAUAGUAAAAGGAAUAGUAGUAAUAGUAUUAGUAGUCAAUAUGCUAGUUAUUUUCCUGAAGCGUUAAGAUUAUUUUCUAGUAGUGAUAAUAACAACAAUAAAAGCAAUAAUAAUUCUCAAUCAGAUUUAGCAGAACGUAUUAUGGCAUUAAAUGAGGGUAAUUACUUUGGUAGAGAUGAAAGAACGGGCGAACCAAUAGUUUUAUUAAAAGAACCCGUAGAUCAAAACGCUUUAUCAGCAAAAAUCAAAAAUUUAUCUCAUGGUAAAUUGGUUGGGGAUAGUAUUGUAUCAGUCAGUAAAAAUAUUCCUGAUAGAUUAACUAAUAAUCAAGAUAAAAGAUUAUCUAAUGUUGGAAUAAUUUGUAAUACUCAUAAUGAUAAAGAAGAAUGUGAGAACAUAAGAGAGGAAAUUUUAAUAGAUCAAGAUGAUAGUAAUACGCCAUAUACUAGUAGUGGUAGUGGUAGAAGUAGUACUAUUAAUCGUACUCGAUCAACUCGAUCAACGGCAACUAAUGCUUCGACAGUUGAUGAUAAUUCUCUAGAUAAUAAUAAUUUAAAAAAGAAAAUAAGUUCUCUUAGUUUAAAUCAACAAAAUCUUGGCACCAUUACAGAAAAACAAUCAAAUGUUGAUAACGACGCUGAUGACAUUAAUGUCGAUGAUGGAUCAGAUAAAGCAAAACCUACAUCAACAUAAUUUAUUUUAUUUAUUUUUAAAAAUUUAAAGUUGUAUUAGUUUAAAAUAAUCUUGUACCAUUCAUUUACCAUCCCAACGUUGAUGAUGACGUUGAUGGAUUUAAUUAUAAUGUUUCAAUGUUUCAAUGUUUCAAUGAUUUUUUUUUUUUUU
Molecule: messenger RNA, 3816 nt
Organism: Rhizophagus irregularis DAOM 181602=DAOM 197198
Lineage: Eukaryota; Fungi; Glomeromycota; Glomeromycetes; Glomerales; Glomeraceae
Source: RefSeq, a predicted model, not a curated record